This is a messenger RNA of Sesamum indicum (sesame), 3140 nucleotides long. Its product is annotated as U-box domain-containing protein 34. NCBI's taxonomy places the organism in Eukaryota, Viridiplantae, Streptophyta, Magnoliopsida, Lamiales, Pedaliaceae. Gene Ontology annotation, biological process: protein phosphorylation. The record is from RefSeq and is a predicted model, not a curated record. Gene Ontology annotation, molecular function: ATP binding; protein kinase activity.
UCAGUUCUAAUUCUAUUUUUUAGAUAAAUCCUUGGCUUUCUGUUUUACAACCUUACUAUUAAGGAUAUGUGUCUUGCCACAACUGUAGGCAACAAUAACCAAGGAAAAACACUCCCAACAAAAGUUGGGGGAAGUCAAAUAACACCCGCCAAAGAUGGACCUCCCCUUACACAUCUGAGUGGAAAAAAACAAGGGAGGAGAGAGAGAGAGAUUUUUGAGUGUGUGUCUGUGUGAGUGAGAGGCAGAGAGGUUUCUGAAUUGUUGGAAAAUUUUCUUUCAUGUCUGAAUCAAGAAGGAAUCCAAAUAUUGUUUGUGAAACAUCUGGAAGUUCUUGUGUCGAGAACAUUUGAUUUUGGAACUUCUAGAUUAUCAAGAAAGGAACAAGUUCCGAACAGAUCACAUAUUUCAUGCAAGACAGAGAGUAUAUCAAUUCGGUUAUUAUUCAGUUUUUGAUUUAAGAAGAGAAAUAAAGGUCAGCAAUUUGAGAAGAAAUGUGGCCUCCACAGCCGAAUUCUGGGGAGAGGAUGCCUCCAAUGACUAGGUUGGUCGCCGUGGCAAUAGACAAGGAUAAGGGCAGCCAAGUAGCUCUCAAGUGGGCCGUCGAAAAUCUUCUUGGCAAAGGCCAGACUGUCAUUCUAGUUCAUGUCAAACUCAGACAUUCUAUGACAGGAUUAACCACAUCGCCGUCUUUGCCUGGCUCCUGGCCUAGCAAUAACUCUGAUAUCACCGACGAAAUUGGAGAUGAUGCACAAUUAAAGGAGCUGUUCCUUCCUUUCCGUGUCUAUUGCACACGCAAAGACAUACAAUGUUAUGAUGUGGUGCUGGAUGACACGGAUGUAGCGAGAUCUCUUAUUGAGUUCGUUAAGCAAUCUGCGAUUGAUAUGUUGGUUGUCGGGGCUACAGCUAAAGGCAGCAUCUUCAGAUUUAAAAUGAAAGACAUUGCUGGAACUGUACUAAAAGGUGUGCCAGAUUUUUGUACUGUAUAUGUCAUCCAUAAAGGAAAGAUCUCAUCCACAAAGGCAGCCUGCCGCCCAGCCCCAUCCAUCCUCAGCCCGCUUCGCAACCAGAUAAUGCUUCAAGCCAAUAGCAAAUAUAAUGGAAUGGACCAAUCAAUGGGCUCCAGUGCCAAUUCUAGAAGUUCCGUUACAGGCCACUCAAGGCCCGGAUCUGAGCCAUCUCCGCGUGCAAGGCAAAAUGACUCAAAUUUCAUCAAGUCUCCGUUCACUCACCGGAGGGCUCCUAAUGGAAAAGCAUAUGAACUCUCUACACCGGAGACUGACAUAUCAUUUGUCAGUUCCGGGAGGAGGAGUGUUGAUGUAUAUCCGACAUAUAGUGAGAGCUUUGAAGGAAGUCUCACCCCUCCUCGGCUUUCUGGAUUCUCCGAUGUGGAUUCUCAAGGAUAUGACUCUUGGACCACUGGACGUAGAUCCCUGGACAUAUUACCACUAGACCUUGCUGCUUCACCCGAGCCUGAUAAAGCAUUCAGUGGACAAACAAUGGACGAAGUAGAAGCAGAAAUGAGAAGGUUGAAGCAGGAACUCAAGCAAACAAUGGAUAUGUACAGUACAGCAUGCAAGGAAGCACUCUCAGCUCGAGAGAAGGCAAAGGAGCUCCAGCGUUGGAAAAUGGAAGAACAAAAGAGACUAGAAGAGGCUCGACUAGCAGAAGAAGCAGCACUGGCUCUUGCGGAAAAAGAAAAGGCCAAGUCUAGAGCAGCCCUUGAGCAUGCUGAAGCAGCUCAAAGAAUAGCAGAACUGGAAGCGCAAAAGAGAAUCAAUGCGGAAAUGAAGGCCCUAAAAGAGGCAGAAGAGAAGACUCGGGUGCUCAGCUCUCUGUCUCAGCCAGAUUGCAGGUACAGGAAGUACACAAUCGAGGAGAUUGAAGUUGCUACCGAAUAUUUUGCACAAUCUAGAAAGAUAGGAGAAGGGGGUUAUGGGCCGGUAUACAAGUGUUAUUUGGACCAUACACCAGUCGCAGUGAAGGUCCUCCGUCCUGAUGCUACUCAUGGUAGAUCACAGUUUCAACAAGAGGUAGAAAUUUUAAGUUGCAUACGGCACCCAAACAUGGUCCUGCUUCUAGGUGCCUGUCCUGAGUAUGGUUGCUUAGUUUAUGAGUAUAUGUCGAAUGGAAGCUUAGAGGACUGUCUAGUCCAGCGUGGUAAGACUCCACCGUUAUCCUGGCAACAUAGGUUUCGGAUUGCAGCUGAAAUCGGAACCGGCCUACUUUUCCUCCACCAGACAAAACCAGAGCCACUGGUACAUCGUGAUUUGAAGCCCGCUAAUAUUCUGCUCGACCGCAACUAUGUCAGUAAGAUUAGUGAUGUUGGCUUGGCUAGGCUCGUCCCUCCAUCCGUGGCUGACAAUGUUACUCAAUAUCGGAUGACAUCCACAGCUGGAACUUUCUGCUACAUUGAUCCAGAAUAUCAGCAAACUGGUAUGCUGGGUGUAAAAUCUGAUAUAUACUCCCUAGGGAUCAUAUUCUUACAGAUUCUAACGGGCAAGCCACCAAUGGGUCUGACUCAUCACGUUGAGAGAGCUAUUGAACGAGGGGCUUUUCGUGAGAUGUUGGAUCCAUCUGUUCCUGAUUGGCCUCUUGAAGAAGCCUUAGAGUUUGCCAAAUUAGCACUCAAGUGUUCUGAACUCAGAAGGAAAGACAGGCCCGAUCUUGGUAAAGUCGUGCUUCCAUAUUUGAACAAACUGAGAGAGCAAGCGGAAGAAUCUUUAUAUAAUUCUUCACAAAGCUGCACACCUCUCUCACCCUGCUAUAGUCAAGUUUCCAUGUCUAAAGACGAUAUGAGUUAUCCGCCAUCUACACAAUCAAGCAUUGGGGGCUGAUAGAAGGUAGCAAGUACCGGUUGACUGAAAACAUAGUAUUAGCUGUACACAAAGACGGAAGCGACAAUUUUUGACUGUUAAUAGUAAGCUGAAUGCUGCUCUGUUUACCUAGCCAAGUACUUUGAUCUAAACAUUUAAGGUUCACUAGGCAAAAUUGUGCAUGUUUUCUGAUGGUUACUGAUUUCUUAAGCCACUAUAGACAGUCUGAAGACUCUAAACAGUAUGAAGAGGAUUUAUGAAUUUUCGUUUCUCCUAUUUCACCUCCCAGUUCUAUUAUUUAUAUGUUGUCCUGGAAAAGAUCAUGGU